GCGGGGUCUUUGUGUGUGUCGCAGCACCGCUUCCAGCCCCAGAACCCCCUGCAGGCUGCACAGGCCUUCAGCCCUCGGGAGGCAGAGGACGAGGAGCUACGGCUCAGCGCACAGACGCUGCUGCUGCCCACCAGAGGACAGAUGGAGGCGCGCAUGAUGGUCAGCGCCUUCGAGAUGGGCCUGGACAACGUGAGCGAGGACGCCGUCAGCAGCCUGCUGUGUGCUCUGGAGGUUCAUCUGAAGGAUAUCCUCACAGCGCUGGUCUCGCGGAGGAAAGGCUACCGCCUGCGCGACGGACACUUCCAGUACGCGUUCGGCAGUGACGUGACGCCGCGGCCGUAUCUGAAGAACAGUCUGGCGGCCUACCUCAGCGUCACAGAGCGGCCUCCCCCGAGCGCAUCACUUCCUGCCGGGCCUCCUCCUCAGGUGUCACCUGACGAUGCGGAGCAACAGGCCGCUCUCCUGCUGGCGUGUUCAGGAGACCGUGUCCCGCCUCCACUGCCGCCCAUCAGCGGAUACGACCUGCUGGAAGCCCUGCAGGUGCGACUGAACACACAACAAUAACUCAUGCUGUGCCUCUGUGUCACAGGUCAACUACGCUACUGUAAACCAGCGACAGAAUGUCCUACAUGUCACUAGCUGUGUUUCCAG
This is a messenger RNA of Rhinichthys klamathensis goyatoka, 651 nucleotides long. RefSeq names its product transcriptional adapter 1-like. The transcript has 3 exons. The annotation marks the transcript as partial. The record is from RefSeq and is a predicted model, not a curated record. Lineage: Eukaryota; Metazoa; Chordata; Actinopteri; Cypriniformes; Leuciscidae. Gene Ontology annotation, cellular component: SAGA-type complex.